This is a messenger RNA of Caenorhabditis remanei, 2157 nucleotides long. RefSeq lists its product as uncharacterized. Bases 1 to 2157 code for a protein of 718 amino acids. Gene Ontology annotation, cellular component: plasma membrane. The transcript has 10 exons. NCBI's taxonomy places the organism in Eukaryota, Metazoa, Nematoda, Chromadorea, Rhabditida, Rhabditidae. The record is from RefSeq and is a predicted model, not a curated record. Gene Ontology annotation, biological process: protein processing. Gene Ontology annotation, molecular function: metalloendopeptidase activity.
AUGCCCGGCAAGAAACCACCAAGCUCUCUCACGACUGGUCUUUCCUGUCUUAUUAUCGUUGUGAUGGCACUAAUCACUGCGUUUAUUCUUAUGAUGACUGGUCGUGAUAAUCCAAUUGUACUCGUCCCAGCAAAACCUUGGAAGUCGGAGACUCCUGUCACUUCGAGGCCGCCCAUAAAAGCAAGUACCACUCAGAAGGUUCCGACAAGUGCCACCAAGACGGAAGAAACUACGCGAAAACCUAGAAAUGUCUGUGAGUCACCGGAAUGUAUUGCUUUGGCUCAUCAAUUGCAUAACUGGAAAAACCCCUCAGUAGACCCUUGUGAAGAUUUCUAUGAAUACUCAUGUGGAAAGUUCAACGAGCACAGCUUGCCGUCUUCCUCACGACUUGAAAGAAAAGACAAACUGAUGAACAGUAUGCUCAACAAAUUUCUUGCGAAAAACGAGACUUCCAAUUCGAUAUCUGAAAAUUCAAUGAAGUUGUUUUAUCGGAAAUGCAAAGAUUAUUAUAAUCCCAAGACCUAUCGAAAACUCGUGAUUGAGAAAUGGAGAGAAGUGAUCUCAAUUUUCCGAGAGAUUGGAUCAUGGCCAUAUCUCGAUGAAAACUGGGAUGAUUCUGAGCUAGACUUGAAUGAUGCGUUCACGGGAUUGGCUAAUUACGGAUUUCCAUUUUUAACUUUCUUCUUCUUGAAUAGUGCGGAAAAUUAUACUGUAAGCGUGGCGACAAUUUCAAUGGAGAAGGUUGAAAAGCUAACUGUAACGGACUUUAAAGCCGUUCUGACACUCAGCGGUAUUGUUCCAGAUGAGCAACUGCUAGAAGACGACCUGAAACUUGUUGACGAACUCGAGAAGGAUAUUUCUAACUUAUCCUCCGAAGCUGAUGGUGAGGCUAGUCUAUCCGAUCUCCAAGCAGCCGUUCCGAGUAUUGACUUCGAAAGAAUCAUCAGACACUUCAUAAAUUCCAGUAAAGAUGAUGAGACGUGGAGUAAAGUAAAGGAAAAUGUAAUGGUCUCAAAGAUUCCGUUGUUUUUCAAUCAAACUAAAAAUCUGGAGACAAUUCUGAAAUCUACGCCCAAGAGAACGAUCGCCAAUUAUAUCAUGUUCAAUUUCGUCAGAAUAUUAAACAUGCAUAAGAACACUGAUUGUUUGAAGGAAGUUCUCAACGAUUUUUCGUUUCCCGCCCUCCGUGUGCUCGUUCAACACUAUUUUGAUAGAGAAAACCUUCAAAUCGCUUCAGAAUUAGUAGACAACAUUAAAGGACAUCUCAUCAACACAUUUGAGAAUUCUACUUGGUUACACCCUGAAACUAAGAAGAAUGCGAUUCGAAAAGUGGAGAUGAUGAAGAAAAUAAUUGGCUAUCCGGAGGAGUAUGAUGCUCCUGGAGCUCUAGAUAAGAUGUAUGAAUCGUUAAACUUUUCUACCAGCGACUCCUAUUUUCAACUGGAUCUCAAGAACUUUAAGUUUAAUACGCAACUAACCCUGAAGCUCACUCCAAUGGCUUCGUUAUUAAUAAUGAGAGAAUCUAAAAAUUUGGCGGCCAACGCAUUCCAUCUUCGGUCUAGAAAUUGGUUAGGUAUCAAUAUUGCUCUGCUGGAUGACCCGUUCUUCGAUUCGACCUAUCCAAAAUAUGCACAAAUCGCUGGUGUCGGUGCAAUAAUUGGUCAUGAAAUAGGACAUGGUUUUGAUCCGAAUGGAAGGAAACGUGAUGAGAAUGGGAAGGAAAACGAUUGGUGGACACCAGAAGAUUCUGCAGAGUAUGAUAGAAGAGCACAGUGCUUGAUAGACCAGUAUGACGAAUUUGAUGAUCCAGAUUUUGGGAAAAACUUAAACGGAUCAAUCACCAUCGGCGAAAUAGUAGCUGACUUAAUUGGUGUCGACGUUGCCUGGAAAACCUACAAGAGCUUAGAUAUGUCCGCGGAGCCAAGUAUAAUUGGAUUCGAAAACUACAGUCUGGAUAAACUGUUCUAUCAAUUGAAAGCAUUGAAUUGGUGCGGCACUGGUGCUGAGUAUGAUUUGGAGGACCAACUGAAAUUUGUUCAUCCAACAGAGAGUUUUCGUAUAAAUGGAAUCUUCUCGAAUAUGAAAUCCUUCGCGGAAACAUUCAAUUGUCCAGUUGGAUCACCGAUGAAUCCGGAGAAGAAGUGUGAACUCUUUUAA